AAGAGGAAAAGAGGACGGCAGGCUAGGAGCUGUCAAACAUGUCAUCGGAGAAAGCAAAAGGCAUAUACCCAGUGUGACGGAGAACUGCCAUGCUUCAACUGCACGCGGCGCGAUGUAGCAUUAGCAUGCACAUACAGCCAAGAAGCUGAGGCUCAUCGGCGGCAAUCAAUCCAUCUUUCUUCUUCUGCUACGGCAUCAGAUGCACAGGUAGGAAACCUCUUCCGCAACAGAGACGCGCCGUCCUUCUUCGGUUCAUCCUACUUUGGACCCCAGGCUGCAGCCAAAAUAAUCGAAGAGCCUGCGCCAGAUCUUUCGUCCGGCAUUCGCCAUGCAGCUGCUUCAACCCAAUCUUUUCGCGACGUCGGCGGCCCCUUUUCGCAAAUCUGGGAUCUGCUGGGCAUACUGCCUCGACACAAGGCCAGUGUCGAUCGGCUUGUAAACGUCUUUGUUGUUGAGCUGAACUGGUCUAUUGAUGCGAUCCACCCUGCUUCGUUCAUGGCAAAGUACGACGCGUUCUGGGAGCGCAAAUUUGGCUUUGAUGACUACGCCUCGAUCGACUUGCGUUGGUUGGCAUUGCUGUUCAUCAUUCUCGCCUAUGGCGUCUUCCUCGAUUGUCCACACCCCAAGAACGCCGAAGUCCAGCGAGACUUGCAAGAAACUUCGCUUCGCUUCUAUUGGGCUUCUCGACGAGCCAUCGUAAUCGCGCCCACUUUCUAUGGCGAGUCGACAGAUCUUGUCCGCGCUGGUGUCUUGGUCACGCGCUAUCUCAUACACAUGCGACGAGUACCAGAGUCCUGGCUGACUACCAGUUUUGCUAUGCGCAUGGCCCAGGCACAGGGUAUGCAUAUCGAUGGCGAGCGAUGGCGCUUGCCACGCAAAGAAACAGAGACUCGAAGACGACUCUGGAGCCAUCUGUACACUUUGGACAAGACCAUUGCGUUGGCCAUUGGGCGUCCGUUUGCAAUCGUCGAUCAGCAAUGCCUUGUCCAGAAGGCAACCAAUAUAUGGCUGGACGAUGAAUCAGAUGAACGUGCCGCAACCCUGCGCGUGCUGCCUCUAUCUGAGCCUACCUUGAGUGUCUACAAUUUCUUUGCGCAUGACUUGGCAAAAAUUGUCGGCAACAUACAAGAGCGCUGCUUUGGACUCUCCGUAGCUGCUUACGAUACUGUUCUCUCCCUAGACGAAGAUAUUCGUGACUGGGCAGCCAUGCUACCAAAAUACUAUCGUAUUGAAGACGCGGACACGUCGCAAGAUGGAAUGCAUCGAUUUCUACGCUGGAACCGGCUAUACCUUCACUCCAUGUAUCACUUCGCCCGCGUCACGCUCCAUCGCCCGUAUCUGUUACGCCAGAGUAUCACAAAUCGCUUCCGACAUAGUCACGAUGCUUGUAUCUCGUCGGCCUGCGCUGACUUGGCUAUGCGUAUCGACUACUUCCAACAGCCCUUGAAUGAUCGAUUGAAAUGGAGCCUAGGCCCUCAUCAUCUGUUCAAUAGCGCAUUGGUUUUGGGAAUCGUUGCUGUCAAAGACCCGCAUUCAUAUAAAUGCGAUGCUAUACUCGAGGAUCUCAUAGCGUAUUGCGACAUGCAGCGCGCGGAUCUUUGGCUGAAUGAGUUUGCACUCGCAGAAGUCAAAAUCAUUGAGCUCUGCAUCAAGAAGGCAACC
This is a messenger RNA of Exserohilum turcica Et28A, 1662 nucleotides long. RefSeq lists its product as uncharacterized. The record is from RefSeq and is a predicted model, not a curated record. Lineage: Eukaryota; Fungi; Ascomycota; Dothideomycetes; Pleosporales; Pleosporaceae. Gene Ontology annotation, molecular function: zinc ion binding; DNA-binding transcription factor activity, RNA polymerase II-specific; DNA binding. Gene Ontology annotation, biological process: DNA-templated transcription; regulation of DNA-templated transcription. The annotation marks the transcript as partial. The transcript has 3 exons.